CAAAGUCAAUGAAUACAUACAAAAAUAUUUUUGUUUUGUAAAUUUAGGUUAUUUUAUUUCCAAUUUCCUAUCCUAUUGUGUAUUUGGACUAAGAUAUAUAGCAAAUCGCUUAGAUUCUUAGCUUACAUAGUAUAAUAUUGAUUCCGAUUGUUAAGUUUCAUUAUUUGGGUAUAAUAUCAUUAAUAUGGAGGAGCAAAAGAUUAAAACUAAAUUCAAAAUUUUGAAGAACAAAAUUUCGCCAUUCAUAUUAAGAUCUUUAAAAGGCAUGGCAUUUAAACACAUGACUGAUAUUCAAGCUGCAGUGUUACCGAAAGCUCUUCAAGGUUUGGACGUUGUAGCUACAGCAAAAACAGGCUCUGGGAAAACAAUUGCUUUUUUAAUACCAGCUAUAGAACAGGUUAUGAAAUGUACGGAGGAGUCUAUACGAGGUACCCAAUGCAUAAUAAUCUCUCCGACUCGGGAGUUAGCCAUGCAGACAUACAGUGUGAUGAAAGAGCUCUUGUCUGGACAUGAGGAUAUUACAUCAUCUUUAGUAAUUGGAGGAGAGAGUAGAAAAAAACAGUGUUCUGAACUUUCAAGAGGUGUGAAUAUAGUAGUAGCAACUCCGGGAAGACUGUUUGAUCAUAUGAGGACAAAAGAGUUUGACUACAGAAAUGUACGAUGUCUAGUUUUGGAUGAAGCUGAUAAGAUAUUUCAGUAUGGAUUUGAAGAAGAUUUGAAACAGAUUAUCAGUCGCCUUCCGAAAAAUAGGCAAACAAUGUUAUUCAGUGCAACACACUCAGAAACUACAGAAGCUCUGAUUAAGUCAGCCAUGAAAGAGGAUGUCCAGAUUAUAAACACUGAUGAAGAUAAUGUGAAAGCCACAGUUGAUGGACUGAAGCAAGGGUAUGUGAUAAUCCAAACAGAGUUGAGGAUGUGGUGGCUUCAUAAACUACUAAAGAAGACUCGCAAACAAAAGGUUAUGGUGUUUUUCUCAAGCUGCAAGUCUGCAGAGUUCCACUACAAGUUCUUCUCCAAUUAUUGUGAAGCAUCAGUAUUGUGCAUACAUGGUAAGAUGAGCCAAGGAGACAGAACAGAAAUGAUAUCCAAUUUUUACAAUGCUCAGAAGGGUGCUCUCUUCUGCACAGACUUGGCAGCUCGAGGAUUGGACAUACCAGCCGUGGAUUGGAUAGUGCAAUUUGAUCCCCCUUCUGAUACUAAUGAAUACGUACACAGAGUGGGACGAACAGCUAGAGGGCUAGGUGCUGCCGGCAAUGCAGUAUUGUUGCUAAGGCCAGAGGAGAAAGAGUUUAUUGUACACUUAGAAGAAGCCAAGGUCUUUUUGGACAAGUAUGAAACGUGGGGCAACUACUCCAAUUUACAACCUAUGUUGGAUGAAGCUUUAAAAAAUGAGCACUUUCGUCAGUUAGCGAUCGAAGCCUAUGAAGGAUAUAUCCGCGCAUUCGAAGUGAAGAAAUUGAAAAAUGUCUUCAACCUCUUGACAAUGGAUUUGGAUGCUGUUGCACGGUCUUUUGGGUUGAAGGAGAAACCUGAUGUGGAUGUCCGUGUUGGAUUCAGUAAAAAGCACAGACCACGAAAACGCAUCGCGGCAAUGCUAGCAGACGCUGCCACGACUAAACGCGGCAAAAGAUGAAAUUAAAUCCAAAUCUAGAAUUUGUAAAUAAAUCUGUACCUUAUGUAAAUAUAACUUAAGUAUUCAAUACAA
Molecule: messenger RNA, 1705 nt
Organism: Plodia interpunctella (Indianmeal moth)
Lineage: Eukaryota; Metazoa; Arthropoda; Insecta; Lepidoptera; Pyralidae
Product: probable ATP-dependent RNA helicase pitchoune
Exons: 9
Coding region: 185-1633 (482 amino acids)
Biological process (GO): maturation of LSU-rRNA from tricistronic rRNA transcript (SSU-rRNA, 5.8S rRNA, LSU-rRNA)
Cellular component (GO): nucleolus
Molecular function (GO): nucleic acid binding; ATP binding
Source: RefSeq, a predicted model, not a curated record